Balaenoptera ricei (Rice's whale) is the source of this 1200-nucleotide messenger RNA. RefSeq names its product proline rich 30 (gene PRR30). The record is from RefSeq and is a predicted model, not a curated record. Lineage: Eukaryota; Metazoa; Chordata; Mammalia; Artiodactyla; Balaenopteridae. The coding region runs from base 1 to 1200 and encodes 399 amino acids. The transcript has a single exon.
AUGUUGACUCAAAACAAGGACCAAGUGCUGCUACAGAACGCAGCACCCCCUGGGCACCCUCCUCGGGGCCCCUCACAAAUUGUGGACUCCCUUCCCUGCAACCUACGACCUCAACCUCCCCAACAAUCACUCCGUCACACCCACCCACCUUGCUCUCCUCCCCCAUGGUCCCACUCUGCAGGCUCCCAUUUCUACUCUUCUGACUCAAAUUCGGACUUUGUCCUACAUCCCUACUCUUCUUCUCUCCCAAGUUCCCCUUCUUUCUUUCAUCAGAAUUGCCUCUCUUUCUCCCCACCACAUUCUUCCUCGCCCUCCCACUGGCUAUACCCAUCUCCUACUCUCACUCACUCCUCUUCUCCCUCUCAGCCACAGAACUCCUCUCUCCUGGGCUCACGUUGCCAGUCUCCUUCCCACCCCGAAGACCUACCUAGGUCCACUCUCACCUCCCCAAGCCCCAGUCUACCUUCUCGUGGGGUUCACUCUAACAGCCAGACAUGCCACUCGCAUCAGUACAGGAACACCGGGUCCCCUGGGGGGGAGGGGGGAUGCGUGGCAAGCGAGAGGGACCCUGCAGAGUUCAGGGACCCAGGAGCCCUGGCCCAGGCCCUGGUUGUUCAUCUGGGGCACCGCCGUAUCGCCCACGACCUGCGGCUACUGCUUCUGCAGCGCCUGUGGCAAGGCAGAACCGGCAAGGCCCCGGUUGUGGAGUAUCCUGUCUGUCUGGUGUGUCUCCGGCCCCGCAGCCCCUCUUGCCCUAUCCCCAGGUACAGGACUGGACCCAGGCUACUUGCUUUCCCCCAACUACUGCCCUGUGCGCAGGGCCGGGAAUCCGGACCACUGCGCAUCGGCAUUGGCUUUGGCCUCCGCCUGCCUCGGGGCCAGGCCAGGGCCUUGCAUCUGUUGGCAGAAAGAAGGCCGGAGGAAGUAGGGCCUCGGGGAGAGGCUGCUCAGGCCCGUGGAUGUCAAGCCCAGGCAUCUCAAGCCCCAGCAGCUCAGGCCCAGGCAGAUCUAGGCCCAGGCACCCCCUCCCAGAACGGGAGCUUCAGGUCUGUAGGCCCUCAAUCACCAAACUCGAUGUGCUGUUCAGGGUCUCAGACUCAGGCACCAAAACAGGCCACUGUCUCCCUGAAGCCCAGACCUUCCUCUGCCUCAAAGAGGCCUGCCUCUCCAGAGCCCAUUCCCCGAAAGUCACCACUCUAG